This is a messenger RNA of Populus nigra (black poplar), 920 nucleotides long. RefSeq names its product electron transfer flavoprotein subunit beta, mitochondrial. Bases 105 to 860 code for a protein of 251 amino acids. Gene Ontology annotation, cellular component: cytosol. Gene Ontology annotation, molecular function: electron transfer activity. NCBI's taxonomy places the organism in Eukaryota, Viridiplantae, Streptophyta, Magnoliopsida, Malpighiales, Salicaceae. The transcript has 5 exons. The record is from RefSeq and is a predicted model, not a curated record.
CCAUCCUAUCCAUUUCCGAAGGCUUAAGCCUGAGCUUAUUGCCUGCAUCUCAAUCUGCAGGGCACAUCGAUCCCGGAGAGAGGACGGCGAAGAAAACACCCACCAUGAAGAUAAUGGUAGCAAUAAAGAGAGUCGUUGACUACGCCGUGAAGAUCAGAGUCAAAUCAGACAAGAGUGGAGUUGAGACCCAAAAUGUGAAGAUGUCGAUGAACCCAUUUUGCGAGAUAGCUUUAGAGGAGGCGCUUCGAAUCAAGCAGUCUGGAUUGGCAUCCGAGGUUGUAGCUGUAAGUAUGGGCCCAACCCAGUGCGUUGAUACGCUGCGGACAGGUCUUGCUAUGGGGGCUGAUAGAGGGAUUCAUGUGGAGUCCACAGCUGCUUUGUUUCCUCUUACCGUGGCUAAGCUUUUGAAGGCUCUAGUGGAGGUCGAGAAGCCUGGACUCAUUAUUUUGGGCAAACAGGCUAUUGAUGAUGAUUGCAACCAAACGGGUCAAAUGGUGGCAGGGUUGCUAGGUUGGCCUCAGGGAACAUUUGCUUCAAAGGUCUUGCUCGACACGGAGAAACAGGUAGCUACUGUAGAAAGAGAAGUGGAUGGUGGUCUUGAGACUUUAUGCUUAGACCUACCUGCAGUGAUUACCACUGAUUUGAGACUGAACCAACCAAGGUACGCGACACUGCCCAACAUCAUGAAAGCAAAAUCAAAGGUCAUCAAGAAGUACACUCCACAAGAAUUGAACGUGGAGGUUAAAUCUGAUAUAGAGGUUGUUGAAGUCACGGAACCUCCAAAGAGAAAAGCAGGGGUUAUUAUUUCUUCUGUAGAUGAGUUGAUUGAUAAGCUUCGAAACGAGGCUCAUGUCAUUUAACAUUGUACACAAAAACUAUAAAUUUCUCCCACUUCAAUAAAUUCGAGCUUGGUGGGGCAA